CACAAUGCCAGUUAAAUUAUCUCAGCCGUCGAUUACACAAUAGUGAUCGGUUAAAUAAUAGUAGUAAAAUUAUAAUUUUAAAUUAAACCAUGACAGCUGGUAUAGAAGAAGUGAAAGUUUUAGAAAGUGGACUAAAGCUAUUUCUCAGAGGUGGAAAAUGUCUGCAAUUUGAAGACUGCUGGCUGCGAGAUCACUGUAGGUGUACAUCGUGUUAUCACGAGAGUACAUUCCAGCGAGCACAGCAUAUCCUGGACAUUCCUGAGUCCAAAAUUGUGUCAGCAAGCAGCAAGGAGUCCAACCUGUAUGUUAAAUGGGAAGACGGACACCAAUCGGUAUAUGAUAUAAAAUUUCUAUCACAAUUUGAUUACGACGAGUGGAAUGAGAGGCGAACACUAAAACCUGUUUUAUGGAAUGGUCCAGAAGUAGUUCAAAAGUUGACUAAAAUACCAGUUGAAAAGUUUCUUGGAUCUGUGGAUGGAGCCAGGAUAGUGUUCCAGAAUCUUCUAGACUACGGCGUUGCCUUAAUUGACGGGGUUGAACCAACAACAAGCGCAACACAAGUAGUUUGCGAGGCUCUUGGCGGAAUUCAGCAUACGCUCUUUGGAGGUAUGUGGGAGUUCACCACCAGGGCCGACCACGCCGAUACCGCCUACACGAACAUACCGCUGGCUGUACAUAAUGAUAACACGUAUUUUACUGAAGCAGCGGGGCUUCAAAUUCUACAUUGCCUUGAGCAUUCGAACGGGAUCGGAGGUGAAACAAUUCUCGUGGAUGGAUUUUAUGGGGCCCUAAAGAUGAAAGAAGCCUCUCCUGAGGACUACGACUUUCUGACCAAGUUCCACGUGGAAGCGGAAUAUAUAGAGGAGGGACAUCAUCAGAAGUAUUGUGCGCCGGUUAUUAGAGUUAAUUCAGAUACAAAUAAGUUGGAGCAGAUAAGGUUCAAUGUAUAUGAUCGGGCACCCAUGGCAUUUGCUGAUAGCAAACAAUGUCGGUCUUACUAUCGCUCCCUGAGGAACUUGGCGCGGUACUAUCAGGACCCAGCCAAUCAAUGGAAAUUCAAGUUGAUUCCAGGCACAGUAAUGGCGAUGGAUAAUUUCCGAGUGUUACACGGCCGGACUGGGUUCUCUGGGCAUAGAGUGCUCUCCGGUUGCUACGUGUCGCGAUCUGAUUGGCUGGACAAAGCACGCACACUUAGACUUAUUGAAUGA
Amyelois transitella is the source of this 1208-nucleotide messenger RNA. RefSeq names its product trimethyllysine dioxygenase, mitochondrial (gene Tmlh). The transcript is spliced from 8 exons. Gene Ontology annotation, molecular function: iron ion binding; trimethyllysine dioxygenase activity. NCBI's taxonomy places the organism in Eukaryota, Metazoa, Arthropoda, Insecta, Lepidoptera, Pyralidae. Gene Ontology annotation, cellular component: mitochondrion. Gene Ontology annotation, biological process: carnitine biosynthetic process. The record is from RefSeq and is a predicted model, not a curated record. Bases 90 to 1208 code for a protein of 372 amino acids.